AUGCCUAACAGCGAUCGUCAACAAAAGCAUAUUAUCGUUAUUGGCGCUGGAGCCGGCGGAACAGCUACUGCUGCUCGUCUUGCGCGAGAAGGUUUUAAAGUCACUGUGGUAGAAAAAAACGAUUUUGGUGGUGGACGAUGUUCUCUCAUUCAUCAUAAUGGGCACCGUUUUGAUCAAGGUCCUUCUCUUUACUUAAUGCCUAAACUAUUUGAAGACACAUUUGCCGAUUUAGACGAACGUGUUGAAGAUCAUAUUGAACUACUGAGAUGUGAAAACAACUAUAAGGUGCAUUUUGAUGAUGGCGACUCUAUCCACCUCUCGUCUGAUUUAACUCGUAUGAAAGAUGAAUUGGAUCGUGUAGAAGGCCCUCUAGGGUUUGGCCGGUUUUUAGAUUUCUUAAAAGAAACGCAUAUACACUAUGAAAACGGUACUAUGAUUGCUAUUAAACGCAACUUUGAAUCAAUUUGGGAUAUGAUUCGUAUCAAAUAUGCUCCAGAAAUCUUCAAACUGCACUUAUUCAACAAAAUUUAUGACCGCGCUUCUCAAUACUUCCAAACAAAGAAAAUGCGUAUGGCAUUUACUUUCCAAACAAUGUAUAUGGGUAUGUCUCCUUAUGAUGCACCUGCUGUUUAUAGUCUACUACAGUAUACAGAAUUUGCCGAAGGCAUUUGGUAUCCUCGUGGUGGCUUUAAUAUGGUAGUUCAGAAAUUAGAAGCUAUUGCCACGAAGAAAUAUGGGGCUAAAUUUAUCUACAACGCACCUGUCGCUAAAAUAAACACUGACGAUUCAAGUAAAAAAGUAACUGGUAUUACAUUAGAAAAUGGUGACGUGAUCCAUGCCGAUGCUGUUGUCUGUAAUGCUGAUCUCGUGUAUGCUUAUCACAAACUGCUUCCACCUUGCUCUUGGACAAAGAAUACUUUAGCUGCCAAGAAGUUGACUUCUUCAUCGAUCUCUUUCUACUGGUCCCUUUCCGAAAAAGUCGACAAGUUAGAUGUCCAUAAUAUUUUUCUUGCCGAAGCUUACAAAGAGAGUUUCGAUGAAAUCUUCAAAGAUUACAGCCUUCCUUCUGAACCUUCUUUCUAUGUCAAUGUACCUUCGCGUAUUGAUCCUUCUGCCGCUCCACCAAAUAAGGACUCUGUUAUUGUUUUGGUUCCUAUUGGCCACAUGAGGAAUAAGACUGGUGAUGUACAUGAUGAAAAUUAUCCGGAGCUUGUGAAACGCGCUCGUCAAAUGGUUUUGGAAGUCAUUCAACGUCGACUUGGUAUGAGCAACUUUGCUGAUUUAAUCGAAAAUGAAAUUGUUAACGAUCCCAGUAUAUGGCAAAAGAAGUUCAAUUUAUGGAGAGGCUCUAUUCUUGGUUUAUCUCAUGAUGUUAUGCAAGUUCUUUGGUUCCGCCCCAGCACAAAGGAUUCCACCGGUAGAUAUGAUAACCUGUACUUUGUUGGAGCUAGUACCCAUCCAGGAACUGGUGUACCUAUUGUCCUCGCUGGCAGUAAGCUUACGAAUGAUCAAGUAUGUAAGGGUUUUGGCAAGAAACCUUUACCUCGAAAGAUCGAAGAUGAUCGUAAAGUUUACGCACCCGAAUUUGCUAAGACAACUGAUCAAAUCGAAUGGGCUCAAUACUGUGUUGGUAUAUUUAUUGUUAUGUUUUUGUUCUUUUUCCUAUUUCCUCAGAAUGAAGCAACCGGAUUGACACCUGCAUCUUUCAUAAACAACCUACUUCCUCGCGUUUUCCAAGUACAAAAGGAAGAGGCCUAA
Molecule: messenger RNA, 1758 nt
Organism: Mycotypha africana
Lineage: Eukaryota; Fungi; Mucoromycota; Mucoromycetes; Mucorales; Mycotyphaceae
Product: phytoene dehydrogenase
Exons: 2
Coding region: 1-1758 (585 amino acids)
Biological process (GO): carotenoid biosynthetic process
Molecular function (GO): oxidoreductase activity
Source: RefSeq, a predicted model, not a curated record